AUGGGCGACGACCGCUCCAUCCCGAUCAAGGCUUCUUCGAGCCGCGACUUCGUGUCGCAACUCAGUUCCUCUUUUCGCUCGGGGACACCAACCGCACAAGAACUCCUGGCCAGAGACCUGGCAGAGUGCUCAGACGAAGAACACGCAGACGACAACGACGAUGCCGUCGGCUCCGUGUCAGAAUAUGACGGUGACGAAGGGCCUCUGUUUUACCGCCGACCAAGCGGUGUAGCAUUUGGCACCUCGCGCCCGGUCAUGAACCCGCAGACUGUCGACUUGGAAGAGCCGCCAUACCUGACCAGAGUCGAGAAGAAGCAGUCUCGCGAUGCAGAGCGGAGUCUCCUCCGCGACAACCACGUCCUCCCACCAAAACACCCCCGAACGGAUCACGAGUCUUUCUACCGCAGGGCAUACCGCCGCCUCUUCAGCACAAAGGUCCCGCUCGAGCCUCACGACGAGGAGGCUCCGCAGAUCGUCGUCCGUCGCCCGACCGAGUCCACGCCCCUGCUCUCCGGCGCCGCGCCUGCAGCACCGGGAGACGGCCAGGAGCACCUCAACGAGCAAUGGGAAGCCGCCGUGGCGACCGGCCACCUCCGCACGACGUGGCAGCGCGAGGCCAAGACCAUCGUCCAGUACGCCGCCCCCCUCGUCGUCACCUUCAUGCUGCAGUACUCCAUCAACGUCGUCUCCAUCUUCGCCGUCGGCCGCAUCGGCAAGAUGGAGCUCGGCGCCGUGAGCCUGGCCACCAUGACCGCCACCAUCACCUGCUACGCGCCCUUCCAGGGCCUCGCAACCAGCCUCGACACUCUGUGCUCCCAGGCCUACGGCUCCGGCCACCGCCACUUGGUCGGCUUGCAGCUGCAGCGCAUGACGUACUUCCUCCUCAUGUGCUUCCUCCCGCUGGCCGUGCUGUGGUUCUUCGGAGACGCGGUCCUGGGCGCCAUCAUCCCGGAGCAGGAGUCCGCGCGCCUCGCGGGAUUGUACCUUCGCGUGCUGAUCCUGGGAGGCCCGGCCUUCGUCUGCUUCGAGGGCGGGAAGCGGUUUGUGCAGGCGCAGGGCCUGUUUCAGGCCACCACCUGGGUCCUCCUGAUCGCGGCGCCCAUCAACAUCUUUGUCAACUGGUUCCUCGUGUGGCACCUGGGAUGGGGCUUCAUCGGCGCGCCCAUCGCCGUCGUCUUCACCCAGAACCUGCUCCCGCUGCUCCUGUUCCUCUACGUGCGCUUCGUCGACGGCCACCAGUGCUGGGGCGGCUUCAGCAGCCGCGCGCUGUCGAACUGGGGACCCAUGCUGCGCCUGGCGCUGCCGGGUAUGAUCAUGAUCGAGGCCGAGUACAUGGCCUUCGAGGUGCUGACGCUGUUCUCGAGCCACUUCGGCGCCGAGUACCUGGCGGCGCAGAGCAUCGUGCUCACGAUGACGGCCAUCACCUACCAGAUCCCGUUCCCUGUCAGCAUCGCGGCGUCCACGCGAAUCGCAAACCUCAUCGGUGCAGGGUUGGUGGAUGCGGCAAAGACUACCGGCAGAGUGGCAUUCGCUGCGGCUCUGAUUGUAGGAUUGUUCAACCUGGUCUUGUUCGGCGGCCUCCGCUUCCACCUCCCGCGGCUCUUCACCAACGACGACGAAGUGAUUGCCAUCGUCGCGGACGUGCUGCCGCUGUGCGCGCUGAUGCAGGUCUUUGACGGCCUCACCGCGGGCGCCCACGGGCUCCUGCGGGGUAUCGGACGGCCCGCGAUCGGAGGGUACACCAACCUGGUGGUGUACUACCUGAUUGCGCUGCCGGUGUCGUUCUCGACCGGCUUCGCGCUGGACUGGAAGCUCAAGGGGCUGUGGACUGGUGUCACGAUUGGACUCGCGCUGGUCUCGGUCAUUGAGUAUGCGUUCGUCGUGCUCUUCGACUGGCACAAGGCGGCGAGGGAAGCGGAGUCGAGGAACAGCUCCCAGUGA
Messenger RNA from Colletotrichum karsti, 1941 nucleotides. RefSeq names its product mate efflux family protein. Gene Ontology annotation, molecular function: antiporter activity; xenobiotic transmembrane transporter activity. Lineage: Eukaryota; Fungi; Ascomycota; Sordariomycetes; Glomerellales; Glomerellaceae. The transcript is spliced from 3 exons. The record is from RefSeq and is a predicted model, not a curated record. The coding region runs from base 1 to 1941 and encodes 646 amino acids. Gene Ontology annotation, biological process: xenobiotic detoxification by transmembrane export across the plasma membrane. Gene Ontology annotation, cellular component: membrane.